Molecule: messenger RNA, 3602 nt
Organism: Xiphophorus couchianus (Monterrey platyfish)
Lineage: Eukaryota; Metazoa; Chordata; Actinopteri; Cyprinodontiformes; Poeciliidae
Product: SH3 domain-binding protein 4
Exons: 5
Coding region: 273-3164 (963 amino acids)
Cellular component (GO): cytoplasm
Molecular function (GO): protein binding
Source: RefSeq, a predicted model, not a curated record
AAGCUCGGCAGCUUUCCUCUUGAAGCCUCCGGGGGUGAAGCAGUACACACAGAGACACACGCAUCCAACACAACCACCAGGAGGGAGCUCGAGAAUUGCGACUGCUCGGCUGUUUUCGCUUUUCGUCUUGGUUUUAUUUUAUGAGAAAUAAAACCAAGAACUCCUCUCAGGCAGAGAUCCUGGACAGCUGCUGACAUCCAUUAUUACCUGGAGAUAAAAAGUGCCCCAGAGUUGUCGAAGUCACCGCAUUGUGCUCGGUGAAGGGCCUCAUCAUGGCCGCUCAUCGGAUCAGAGCCAACAACAAUACUUCUCUUCCUCGCUGCAAAUCGGAGGGGACACUCAUCGAUCUCAGUGAGGGAGUGUCAGAGGCUAGUCUGACAGAUGUCAAAGUGCCUUCUCCUAGUGCCUUACGACUGGAUACCACUGCUUCAUUUGGUGCUGCCAGGGAAGUUGUUGCCAUAAAGGACUACUGCCCAUCCAGCUUCACCACUCUCAAGUUCUCCAAGGGCGACCUCCUCUACGUUCUUGACUCAUCUGGGGGAGAGUGGUGGUAUGCUCACAACAAUACAGAGAUGGGUUACAUCCCCGCAGCCUAUGUGGAACCCAUCAACUACAGAGACUCAUCCUUCAGCGACAGCGGGAUGAUAGACACAAUAUCAGACUGUAACGAGGAGGGAGCUAAAGAAAUGGACCUGUUAGGAGAGUGGACAGGAGAAAUUCUAAAACCGACCACUUUUCAAAAUGGAAAUCCUUUUGCAGCAACCCAUAGCUCUACAAAUCCUUUUCUAAACAGGGGUGCUCAGAGUUCCUUUGAUCAGACAAUAAAAGAGAAAUCAGUUGACCUUCUUCUGUUUGAUACGGUCUCUUCUUCUGGCCCUAAUUCUACCAGAAACACUGGAGACCAUGGUUUUUCCAGCUACGUCUUUAGUUUGAACACUCUUAGUCCCACUGUGGUUGUGGGGCAAACAUUUCAAAGAGACAACCCGUUUUUUAGAAGCAAGCGUUCCUACAGCCUGUCUGAACUGUCCAUCCUUCAGGCUCAGACAGAAAUUCCUCAAGCCUCCAACAGUUUCUUCAGAGGUCUCACAGCGCCUGCACCCGAGCAGUUCCAGACCAGGGAGGACUUCCGUGCAGCGUGGCUCACCCAUCGCAAGUUGGCCAGGUCCUGCCAUGACCUGGAUUCACUGGGUCAGAACCCAGGCUGGGGUCAAACACAGCCAGUAGAAACCAACAUUGUCUGUCGCCUGGACAGCUCAGGAGGAGCAGUGCAGCUUCCAGACACCAACAUUAGCGUCCUUGUACCUGAGGGCCAUGUGGCAGCAGGGGACACACAACAAAUCUCAAUCAAAGCUCUGCUCGACUCACCACUUGAACUGAACAGUGAUCGCUGUACCACUGUCAGCCCUGUGGUAGAGAUCAAACUCAGCAACAUGGAGACAAAAACCACCAUCACCCUGGAGAUGAAAGUGUCCGUUGUUGUAAAAAUGGAAAACAGACAGACGACAGCAGUCUUAUGUGUGAGGAGUGAUUGUAAAGAGGGGCCAUAUACCCCCAUCCCUCAGGCCUACAUCUAUGGGGACACAGUUCAGGUGGGCCUGGAUAACCUUGAGCCAUGCAUGUAUGUAUGUGUGGUUACCCAGGCCCUGUUUGUACUACCUGAAACCACAGUCUGGGAGCAUGUUGUUAAAAAGAUUACCUUAGGAGUUUAUGGACCAAAACACAUCCACCCAUCCUUCAAAACUGUGGUGGCCAUGUUUGGCCAUGAAUGUGCUCCAAAGACCCUGUUGGUGAACGAGGUGGGUAAACAGGCACAGUCUGCACCACCAGUUGCCCUGCAGCUUUGGGGCAAACAUCAAUUUGUCCUGUCGAAACCUCAAGACCUCCAUGUUGAGAUUUACUCCAACAUGGCUAACUAUGAGGUAAAAGCCAGUGAGCAGGCCAGAGUGGUCCGGGGCUUCCAGGUUAGAUUAGGCAAAGUCAGCAGGCUGAUCUACAUGAUUUCCACUCGGAAUGCUGAAGAUGUUUCAGAUUUCACUCUAAGAAUCCAAGUGAAAGAUGACCAAGAUUGUAUCCUUGCUCAGUUUUGUGUCCAAACACCAACACCGCCACCUAAAGCAGGUCCAAAGACAUCAGUGCAGCGGCGAUUCCUGAAGAAGAAGGAGUUAGGGAAAAUAGUUUUGUCUCCUCUUGCUGUUGCAACCAAAUACCCUGUUUUCCAGGACAGGAAAAUAAACAACCUAAAGUUUGGGAAAUUAAUCAAAACUGUAAUCAGGCAAAUGAAAAACCAGUACUUGCUUGAAUACAAAAAAGGAGACUUUGUAGCCCUUCUGAGUGAGGAGAUGAUCAAGCUGAAGGGCCAGUUGUGGACAAAAGAGUGGUACAUUGGGUAUUAUCAGGGCAAAAUAGGGCUUGUUCAUGCUAAGAAUGUUCUGAUAGUUGGCAAGAUAAAGCCCACUAAUAUCAGCGGGCCUGAACUUACAACCUCAUUGUUACUGGAGCAAAUACUGAAGCCCUGCAAGUUCCUCACAUACAUCUAUGCCUCAGUAAGAACUAUACUGAUGGAGAACAUCGGCAACUGGCGAGUUUUUGCGGAUGCUCUUGGAUACGUCAACCUGCCCCUGACGCAUUUCUGCCGCACAGAGCUAGACAGUGAGCCAGAGAGGGUGGCGUCGGUCCUGGAGAGGCUAAAGGAAGACUGCAACAAUGCAGAAAGCAAAGAGAGGAAGUCCUUCCAGAAAGAACUCCUGACUGCUUUGCUGAAGAUGGAUUGUCAGGGUCUUGUGGCCAGACUUGUCAUGGACUUUGUCCUCCUGACCACUGCCGUGGAGGUGGCCGGACGAUGGAGGGACCUAGCCGAGAAGCUGACCAAGAUUUCCCGCCAACAGAUGGACGCCUAUGAGGCACCGCACCGUGACAAGCAUGGCGUAGUGGACAGUGAAGCCAUGUGGAAGCCAGCGUAUGACUUCCUGGUCACGUGGGCUGCUCAGAUCGGUGACAGCUAUAGGGACGUGAUCCAGGAGCUCCACAUGGGCCUGGACAAGAUGAAGAGCCCCAUCACCAAACGCUGGAAGCACCCUACCGGCACGCUAAUCCUGGUCAACUGCCUGGACAUCCUGCGGAGCUCCGCCUUCAGCCCCGCUUCUCAGGAUGACAAUCCCUUCUGAGUUUGAGCUGCACAUCAACUGACUGCUCCUGAAUGCCUGUAUUUUCUGUUCAUUGCCUGGUGGAACCCAAACAGACUUCUCCUAAGGUCUCCCUAGGACACACAUGGAGCUCACUUGAACUAUAGAGAAUAAUAUGUUGCACAUGUAAGUAUUUUUCUACUCUAGUUUUUAGCACAGUCUUUUUGUAGAGCAACACUUUAAAACCUUUGAUUAAGAACUGUGUAUCAAACUGAAGGAUUACUUUUUCAAACUAAAAGACUUUUUGUUAGAUCUGUGUUACAGUCUCACUCUGUUUUUUAUAUGUACAUGAAACCAUAAUGAACUUUUUCUACCAUGGUCCUUCUUACUUCAGACCUCCAGAUAUUCAGCAUCACUCUGUCUUGUUGGCAUUGAAGACGAAAAGAUAUUAAAUCAAGGUUAAUAAAUGAUUUAUUCAUU